CGUCGGCGGUUCCUGCCUGGGCCUGUGAGCGGCGGGCAACUUUGAGGGGAACAGCGGCGGCGGAGGGGCUCGGCAACGGCGGCAGCGGCUCGGCUGUGGUGAUUCUCUGUCCAGCCCGUGUCAAAGCGGGCAUUUCAGUCCAGCCCGGGCUCGCUGGGGCGGCGGCGGCGGCGACCCGAGGCCUGCGGCCUAGGCCUCGCUUCAGCGGCGGUCUCGAGUGCUGCGCGGAACCGGCGUGAGGGCCCUACCUGGCGGCACCAUGAGCGUGGAGGCGUACGGGCCCAGUUCGCAGACCCUCACUUUCCUGGACACUGAGGAGGCCGAGCUGCUUGGCGCCGAUACUCAGGGCUCCGAGUUCGAGUUCACCGACUUUACCCUCCCUAGCCAGACUCAGACUCCCCCCGGCGGCCCGGGCGGCCCUGGAGGUGGAGGCGCUGGAGGCCCGGGCGGCGCGGGAGCAGGCGCUGCGGCGGGACAGCUCGACGCGCAGGUUGGACCUGAGGGCAUCCUGCAGAAUGGGGCUGUGGAUGACAGUGUGGCUAAGACCAGCCAGUUGUUGGCUGAAUUGAACUUUGAAGAAGAUGAAGAAGACACCUAUUACACAAAGGACCUCCCCAUACAUGCCUGCAGUUACUGUGGAAUACAUGAUCCUGCUUGCGUGGUUUACUGUAACACCAGCAAGAAGUGGUUCUGUAAUGGACGUGGAAAUACUUCUGGCAGCCACAUUGUAAAUCACCUUGUGAGGGCAAAAUGCAAAGAAGUGACUCUACACAAGGAUGGGCCCCUAGGGGAGACAGUCCUGGAGUGCUAUAACUGUGGCUGUCGCAAUGUCUUCCUCCUCGGUUUCAUCCCUGCCAAGGCUGACUCUGUAGUGGUGCUGCUAUGCAGGCAGCCCUGUGCCAGCCAGAGUAGCCUCAAAGACAUCAACUGGGACAGCUCACAGUGGCAGCCACUGAUCCAGGACCGUUGCUUCCUGUCCUGGCUGGUGAAGAUCCCUUCUGAGCAAGAGCAGCUGCGGGCACGCCAGAUCACAGCACAGCAGAUCAACAAGCUGGAGGAGCUCUGGAAGGAAAACCCUUCGGCUACCCUGGAGGAUCUGGAGAAGCCCGGGGUAGAUGAGGAACCGCAGCAUGUCCUCCUGCGGUACGAGGACGCCUACCAGUACCAGAACAUAUUUGGGCCCCUGGUCAAGCUGGAGGCUGACUAUGACAAGAAACUAAAGGAGUCACAGACUCAAGAUAACAUCACGGUCAGGUGGGACCUGGGCCUUAACAAGAAGAGAAUCGCCUACUUCACUUUGCCCAAGACUGACUCUGGUAAUGAGGAUUUAGUCAUAAUUUGGUUAAGAGAUAUGCGGCUCAUGCAGGGAGAUGAGAUAUGCCUGCGGUACAAAGGGGACCUUGCGCCCCUGUGGAAGGGGAUUGGCCACGUCAUCAAAGUCCCUGAUAAUUAUGGUGAUGAGAUUGCUAUUGAACUUCGGAGCAGUGUUGGUGCACCUGUGGAGGUGACUCACAAUUUCCAGGUGGAUUUUGUGUGGAAGUCAACCUCAUUUGACAGGAUGCAGAGUGCAUUGAAAACGUUUGCUGUGGAUGAAACCUCUGUGUCUGGCUAUAUCUACCACAAAUUGCUGGGCCAUGAGGUGGAGGAUGUGAUCAUUAAGUGUCAGCUGCCGAAGCGCUUCACAGCACAAGGGCUCCCCGACCUCAACCACUCUCAGGUUUACGCUGUGAAGACUGUGCUGCAGAGGCCACUGAGCCUGAUCCAGGGCCCGCCAGGCACGGGGAAGACAGUGACAUCAGCCACCAUUGUCUAUCACCUGGCUCGGCAAGGCAACGGGCCUGUGCUUGUCUGUGCUCCAAGCAACAUUGCUGUGGAUCAGCUGACAGAGAAGAUCCACCAGACGGGGCUAAAGGUUGUGCGCCUCUGUGCCAAGAGCCGUGAGGCCAUCGACUCCCCAGUGUCCUUCCUGGCCCUGCAUAACCAGAUCAGGAACAUGGACAGCAUGCCUGAGCUGCAGAAGCUGCAGCAGCUGAAGGACGAGACCGGGGAGCUGUCAUCUGCUGAUGAGAAGCGGUACCGGGCCCUGAAGCGCACCGCUGAGAGGGAGCUGCUCAUGAAUGCAGAUGUCAUCUGUUGCACGUGUGUGGGUGCUGGUGACCCAAGACUUGCCAAGAUGCAGUUCCGCUCCAUUUUAAUUGACGAAAGCACCCAGGCCACAGAGCCGGAGUGCAUGGUUCCUGUGGUCCUUGGUGCCAAGCAGCUAAUCCUUGUGGGUGACCACUGCCAGCUAGGCCCAGUGGUGAUGUGCAAGAAGGCAGCCAAGGCUGGGCUGUCGCAGUCGCUCUUUGAGCGCCUGGUGGUGCUGGGCAUCCGGCCCAUCCGCCUGCAGGUCCAGUACCGGAUGCACCCUGCGCUCAGUGCCUUCCCAUCCAACAUCUUCUAUGAGGGCUCUCUCCAGAAUGGUGUCACUGCAGCUGAUCGUGUGAAGAAAGGGUUUGACUUCCAGUGGCCCCAGCCUGACAAGCCGAUGUUCUUCUAUGUGACUCAGGGCCAAGAGGAGAUUGCUAGCUCAGGCACCUCCUACCUGAACAGGACGGAAGCUGCAAAUGUGGAGAAGAUCACCACGAAGCUGUUGAAGGCGGGUGCCAAGCCAGACCAGAUUGGCAUCAUCACGCCCUACGAGGGCCAGCGCUCCUACCUGGUGCAAUAUAUGCAGUUCAGCGGCUCCCUACACACCAAGCUCUACCAGGAGGUAGAGAUCGCCAGCGUGGAUGCCUUCCAGGGACGUGAGAAGGACUUCAUCAUCCUCUCCUGUGUUCGGGCCAAUGAGCACCAAGGCAUUGGGUUUCUAAAUGACCCCAGGCGUCUUAAUGUGGCCCUGACCAGAGCAAGGUAUGGCGUUAUCAUUGUGGGCAACCCCAAGGCGCUGUCUAAGCAGCCACUAUGGAAUCACCUGCUGAACUACUACAAGGAGCAGAAGGUGCUGGUGGAGGGACCCCUCAACAACCUGCGCGAGAGUCUCAUGCAGUUCAGCAAGCCUCGGAAGCUGGUCAACACCAUCAACCCAGGAGCCCGCUUCAUGACGACAGCCAUGUAUGAUGCCCGGGAGGCCAUCAUCCCAGGCUCUGUCUAUGAUCGCAGCAGCCAGGGCCGGCCUUCAAAUAUGUACUUCCAGACUCACGACCAGAUUGGCAUGAUUAGUGCUGGGCCCAGCCAUGUGGCUGCGAUGAACAUACCCAUCCCUUUCAACCUGGUCAUGCCACCCAUGCCACCACCGGGCUACUUUGGACAAGCAAACGGGCCAGCUGCAGGCCGGGGCACUCCAAAAGGCAAGACUGGGCGUGGGGGACGUCAGAAGAACCGCUUUGGGCUUCCUGGGCCCAGCCAGACCAACCUCCCCAACAGCCAGGCCAGCCAGGAUGUGGCAUCCCAGCCCUUUUCCCAGGGUGCCCUGACACAGGGCUACAUCUCCAUGAGCCAGCCCUCUCAGAUGAGCCAACCUGGCCUCUCCCAGCCGGAGCUGUCCCAGGACAGUUACCUCGGUGAUGAGUUUAAGUCACAGAUUGAUGUGGCGCUCUCACAAGACUCCACGUACCAGGGAGAGCGGGCAUACCAGCACGGCGGGGUGACGGGGCUAUCCCAGUACUAGAAGGUGGCGGCGGAAGAGCUAAGCUAUGUGGCUUAGUCCAUCAGCAUCUUAUUCUGGGUAAUAAAAAAUAAAAAUAAACGGAUACCUGUUUUCCACUGCUAAAACUGAAGCACCACUGUGUGAGCAACAGGAGAGGGAGAGGAGCGAGCGAGGGAGAGGAGGAGCCGAGCGGAGCGCGCCCCCUGCUGGCCCGCGGCGGCGGAGGAGCAGAAGGGAGCGGAGGAGGGGCCGGCCCGCCGGGAGCCGCCGCCAGCGAGUCCCUGCCCAGCCCACCUGGAGGCCCCGCUCGCUGCGUCCAAUCGGGGCUGCGGCCAGGGCGGAGGGAGGAAGAUCCUCAUUUCAGAGUAGCCCUUUCCUCUGUUCUUUACUUUCUUUUUCUCUUUUUAUUGAAAGGGGACUACGUUUUAGCAGGAAAAAACUUCGAAUUUCUGUGCCCAAGCAGGCUCCUUGCAGGCGGCGCAGCGCCGGGCAGAGCCCCAGAGAGUGGCAUCUGUCCAUGCUGCAAAACCGCCAAGUUUGCGCUGCCUGUGUCCUAAGAGGGUUUUCAUUUAAAGAAAAUACGGUGUUUUGGGUUUUUCUGUUUGUUUUUCUAAAGAUUUUCAAAGGAGUACUGAAAAACACUUUCCUAAGUUUGUCUCUAAAAUCUUAGUGGUGGACCUGUGAGAUGCCAGAAGCUUCCAGAAACGAAGUUUAAACAAGUCAACAACAGCUGGAGACUUAAGAUCAACACCUGUGACUGGCCUCGAGGAGAAUUUUUGUUUUAGGCUUUAGCUUCCAGGGUUCUCGCUGCAGGGCCACAGGUCUGAGGGGCCACCUGGCCGAGCCAGAAGCGGCGGGUUCUCCGAUGGACUCUGAGAUGCAGAGCUGCUUCCUGUGGUGGACUCGCGGAGGGCUUUGGCUGCCCAUCAGGAAGGUGCUCACAGCCCCACUGGAAGGGGCCUGGGCCAGGACUGGCCAUGAGGCCAGGGGGCAGGAGGGUGGCCACUUCCCAGGCCAGUGGCUACUUCCCAGGGUCCUUCCAAGGAACCAAGAGGGCCUGUUCCAUCCUCUGGAGGCACCGACAGUCCCUGUGGAUAUGCCGAACCACCCCACCUUCAAGUUUGGAGCCUCUACCUGCUGUAACAGCACCACUGACCUGGGGUGGUUUCUGUUUAUUUUUGGGAGGUGGGGGGAAGGGAACAAGUCAGAAAUAAGUUGUUUCUGUGCUCAAGGGGCUUGGAGGAGUUUGACAUUGGUUGGCAGGGGAGACCUCUGCCUGGGUCUGUUGCUUUAGUCUCAAGAGCUGCUCCAGGUCCUUGCACAUCAUAGGUUGGGGUGUCCUCUUUGGUGACCUAACUCCCCAGCCUCCCCCUCCCAAAGCCUCCAGAUUCCAGCUUCUAAACAGGAUGGAUGGGGAUGCCAGGCCACCUUUCUCUGGCAAGGACUCUUUUAUUUAUUACCAUUGCUAUAGGGCUUUCGGUUUCCCCUUCUUUUAGUAGUCCCUGGAGGCAUAGAUCUGGGUAGCUUCCCACUGUGACCCUGUCUGCGGUUGGAAUGCUUUGCCUCUGCUCUGUGUCCUUUGCUGUGUUCUCCACCUUCCUGGCAGCACUCUUGAGUUUUACAAAUUGAGGAGCAUCUGUACCAAGGUGAUGUAACUUUUGAUUUUUGGUCAAUUUGUUUUAAGCUCUUUGUCACCAAUAAAAAAAUAA
Molecule: messenger RNA, 5337 nt
Organism: Nycticebus coucang (slow loris)
Lineage: Eukaryota; Metazoa; Chordata; Mammalia; Primates; Lorisidae
Gene: UPF1
Product: UPF1 RNA helicase and ATPase
Exons: 24
Coding region: 260-3649 (1129 amino acids)
Biological process (GO): nuclear-transcribed mRNA catabolic process, nonsense-mediated decay
Cellular component (GO): cytoplasm
Molecular function (GO): ATP binding; zinc ion binding; RNA helicase activity
Source: RefSeq, a predicted model, not a curated record